Molecule: messenger RNA, 551 nt
Organism: Ictalurus punctatus (channel catfish)
Lineage: Eukaryota; Metazoa; Chordata; Actinopteri; Siluriformes; Ictaluridae
Product: C-C motif chemokine 18
Exons: 5
Coding region: 93-374 (93 amino acids)
Biological process (GO): monocyte chemotaxis; positive regulation of GTPase activity; G protein-coupled receptor signaling pathway
Cellular component (GO): extracellular region
Molecular function (GO): CCR chemokine receptor binding; chemokine activity
Source: RefSeq, a predicted model, not a curated record
UACCAGUGCAGGAAGUGUGUCGAAAUAUUAGUCCAGGAGCCUACUACAGAGCGACUCGUUUCUACUACUGCACCCCAUAUAAACCAUCAGUCAUGUUCUUCCGCUGUCUCCUGCUGGUUCUCGUCUGCCUCCAGGACUUCACAACAGAUGCCGACACUGCAAACGGGGCAUCAUUAUGCUGUUUCGAGUUUCACAAGAAACCAUUCCCUGCAGCGAACGUUGUCUCUUACGAAGAAACCAGAUCCGACUGUAUGCUUCCUGGAGUCAUUUUAACCACAAAAAAGGGUUAUCGUAUAUGUGCGGAUCCUGAGGUGGACUGGGUGAAGCAGAUCAUCGCUAAUAAAAACUUGGCCAAGACUCCAGCGACAAAUUAAAACAUCUCUCCAUGUAUUAGCUUUACUUUGCAGAAUGCUUCAUUUCACCUAAAUAUUACUUAAAGCAAUAUGAUGUCAUAUGUAACAGGACAAAACUUUUAGUUAAACAUACGCUUGUAGCUGCACGCAGCCAUUUAUUUUAUCUUCUGCACAAAUAAAGGAGACAUUUAUUACUCA